Messenger RNA from Perca flavescens (yellow perch), 1538 nucleotides. RefSeq names its product lectin, galactoside binding soluble 3b (gene lgals3b). Gene Ontology annotation, biological process: negative regulation of endocytosis; eosinophil chemotaxis; monocyte chemotaxis. The record is from RefSeq and is a predicted model, not a curated record. The transcript is spliced from 8 exons. Gene Ontology annotation, molecular function: laminin binding; IgE binding; disaccharide binding. Bases 243 to 1109 code for a protein of 288 amino acids. NCBI's taxonomy places the organism in Eukaryota, Metazoa, Chordata, Actinopteri, Perciformes, Percidae. Gene Ontology annotation, cellular component: immunological synapse; nucleus; cytoplasm.
AAGGUUAUCAAUCUCAGCUGUGUUUUUCCUACUAUGACCAGUCAACAUGUCUGCUGCGAGAAAGGUCCCUUCCACACAGUAAAGUAGUAUUCUACCUGUAAAGAAGUACUCAUUCAGGACAUGAACACCUGUUUCCUAUAGUGGCGUCAAAGGGAGAGAGUCUGGGCUUGCUGUCAUGUGUUUAGUCUGGACUUGUCUGCAGAUUAUAUGUCAUGUCUUCAGUUUGAUCCCAGACCGGCAGCAUGAACCUGGAAGACGCUCUUGGUGAAGGGUGGCCCUCUGCUGCCCCCAACAACCAAGCAGGUCCCUGGCCUGGACAACCCGCCAAUCCCACCUGGCCAGGUCAGCCUGCUGCCAACCCAGCCUGGCCCGGAGGACCGGGAGGUCAACCACCUGCUAACCCCGCAUGGCCCGGUGGACCGGGAGGUCAACCACCUGCUAACCCCGCAUGGCCCGGUGGACCUGGAGGUCAACAACCUGCUAACCCUGCAUGGCCCGGUGGACCUGGAAGUCAACCACCUGCUAACCCUGCCUGGCCCGGUGGACCUGGAGGUCAACCACCUGCCAACCCCAGCUGGCCCGGUGGACCUGGAGGUCAACCACCUGCCAACCCCAGCUGGCCCGGUCCCGGAGGACCUGGACCUGGACCUGGACCCGGACCUGUCCCUGCCUUUGCCCCCCAACAAAGUCUGGCGGUCCCUUACAAACAAAUUCUUCCCAGUGGAGUUUAUGACAAACUGCUCAUCACCAUCGCUGGGAUCGUGAACCCCAACGCUGAAAAGAUCACAGUGGACAUGUUCGCAGGUCAGGACCUGGCCUUCCACUUUAACCCUCGCUUCAAUGAGGGCGGCAGGAAGGUGAUUGUCAGGAACAGCUGCAUCGGCACCAAGUGGGGGAAAGAGGAGAGAGAUCUGCAGAACUUCCCAUUCGUCCAGGGACAGCCAUUCGAGAUGAAGAUCUUGUGCACCAACAAAGAGUUUAAGGUGGCCGUCAACAACGCUCACGUGCUGGCGUUCCAACACCGCGUCACCAACCUUAAAUCCAUCAACUCGCUCAACAUCUACUGUGACCUCAAACUGACCAUGGUCAACCUGGAGACUUUGCCGUAAGGAAAAUCUACCACAGAUCUACUGGGGAUCCACCAGAGAUCUACUGGGCAUCCACCACAGAUUUGUUAAAGAAUACUCAGAUCUACUGGGGCUCAACAAGAGAUUUACUGAAGGUUACCCAAAGACUGUAAAUCUUUGGUGGAUCCCCAACACAUCUUUGGUGGAUCCCCAACACAUCUUUGGUGGAUCCCCAACACAUCUUUGGUGGAUCCCCAGUAGAUCUUUUGUGGAUCCCCAGUAGAUCUCUGGUGGAUCCCCCAAUCAACAGGAGAUCCUAUAAAAUAUAUCUUUUAAUAGAUCUAUAGAUGAUUCUAGGAAACGUUAGCAUAUCAAAUGUUCUUUUAAAUGUGAAACAUCCACAGAAAGUCCUCAGUGGACCUUGUUGUACUAGUUGUUUUUGACUCCUAAAUAAAGGGUUAAUCUUCAGUU